Molecule: messenger RNA, 3462 nt
Organism: Rhopilema esculentum
Lineage: Eukaryota; Metazoa; Cnidaria; Scyphozoa; Rhizostomeae; Rhizostomatidae
Product: DENN domain-containing protein 1B
Biological process (GO): endocytosis; endocytic recycling
Cellular component (GO): cytosol; intracellular membrane-bounded organelle
Molecular function (GO): phosphatidylinositol phosphate binding; guanyl-nucleotide exchange factor activity
Source: RefSeq, a predicted model, not a curated record
UAUGUAGCCAUCUUCAAAGGGCUUAAUCUUUCCGUUUUUGACCUUUCCCAAUAAGAUUCCCCACGCCUUUCCGAUGGGCGUCCGUGGUAAUGCUCCAUCGCAGUUCAACAUCUUUAGUUGUUGUAAAUAAGAUGGCGUAAAUUACUGAUGUGAGAUAAUGGCGAAUAGAAGAUUGAAUCGAAAUCGCGAAUAACAAAGAUUGGAUUUUUCUCAUCUGGACAGGAUGGUUGACACGAGACUGAGAAUACCACUUCCAAGGCUCUUUGAAUGUUUUGUUGAAGUUAUUGCACCAGAUGAAGAAAAAAAGACAGGACCAACUAUCAAAAGGUUCCAUCCUGCAGAAUUUAAAGAAAAGGAUGAGCUUCUUGGUCAAGUUCCCACAUUUUGUUUUCCCUGUAGAACAGACAGCCUUGGUGUUCAGUAUUUCACAUUUGUGUUAACUGACAUUGAUGGGAAAUUCAGAUUUGGCUUUUGCCGUUAUCCUGCACAUGCUCCAUCAUGCAUUUGUAUCAUCAGCUAUGCUCCAUGGUGUGAAAUGUUUUAUGCUAUUUUAAACAAUAUCUCUGAAGCAGAAAUAAAGGGAAAUCAUGAUCUAGUCACAGCACUGCUUGAUGCAUUACAUGUCAGUCCAAUCCCUGAUGUUGGGUCAUCAUUCCAUGUCACUGCAUCUUUGAAAUCAGAUGGAAGUAAAGUUGACUACAAAUUUGAAGUCCCAGAUACAACCAAGCUACCGACCAUUCCAGAAAAUCGAAAUUUGACUGAUUACUUUGCUGUUAUAACCCCUGAAGUAAUGGUACAAUUGUUUGUCAGCAUGUUGUUUGAAAGAAGAAUUUUGGUCUUUUCUAAAAAGUUGAGUUUGGUAACUGCCAUUGUCCAUGGUUCUGUUUCACUGCUCUAUCCUAUGCAAUGGCAGCACAUAUUUGUCCCAGUUUUGCCUCCAAAACUACUAGAUUAUUGCUGUGCUCCUAUGCCUUUUCUACUCGGUGUCCAUUCUUCAAUGAUGGAGGAUGUUCAUCGAAUGCCUUUGGAUGAUGUGGUAAUCCUCGAUGCAGAUAAAAAUGAACUCAGUAGUCCGUUUAAUGACAUGGAGAUUUUCCCGCAGGAAGUAAGCUCGAAGCUUCUGAGUCGGUUAAAAAAGCUUGACAGAGCUUUGGAUGACUACGUUGCAAGUCAGUUCCUUCGUGCGCUUGUGAAGGUCAUUGGUGGCUACAGAGAUGCCUUGCGGUUUAAAGAACAAGAGAACGGGGAGGGUGGAAAAAUUGUAUUCGACGAAGAGUCUUUUCUGGCAACCAGAUCAAGCUCUAUCAGGCCAUUCUUGGAGCAAAUCCUCCAUUUGCAGUCAUUCAUUCAGUUCAUAGCAGGAAGGCUGGAUUUACUAAACGCUGGAAUCGAAGUUGGGGAUAUUUUCGAACAAGAAAUUCUUGCUGACAGUGGAGAUACAUCAAAAUGGAAAUUUCAACAUCAGCAAUGGAUGAAUAAAAUGAAGAAAGGUGGAGGAGCACUGAAAAAGACAGUUGGUGUCCAGUACGCCUUUUUGAAAGGAAAAGCCAACGACAUUGAACUGAAAAGUAAAGUAAAAUCGUUUUAUAAAGGGGCAAAAAGUGGAGUUAAAACAAGCUACAAGGGUGCAAAGUCGCAGUUAAAGGAGAUCAAACAUCAACUAAAAACGAAGGAUGCACAAGCGCAUUCUGACACUCUACCGGGCCUACAAGUAAAGCGGUCAGAGUCGAUGCCUGCAAGCAAACUGGCUAACGUGAGCGCUUCGCCGUUCAGACAUUCAAUGUAUAGCACACUUCCUUCCCAUCGUAUUCAUCGAGGCCCCAAGGAUGUUGGGAAAAGUGGUUCACAGUUAGCAGUGCGCCAAGGGAUAACAAGAUCCACGUCUUCAGACUGUAUCAGUAUUAACAGAACUGAUAAUAUGAUUGAAGAGAGUGAAGAAUCUAGCGAAGAAAAGUUAGCAAAGAGAGAAUCAAGCAGCGAGUCGAACAUACUGGAUUUAAUAGUCCUAGAUGAAACGCUUCCUGAUGCUACUGUGGAAAAAAAGGAUGCAACGAUGCUUGCGUUGACAAAUCCAAGCUUUAGCGAUGACCCAUUUUUUAUAAUCGAAGAUGAAGAGGUGAAAAUGGAACACAAAGGGGAAAGCUUUUUCGAACAUAGUAAAACGUCCAAUACUAGCUGGGUUACGUUUGACGAUGCUGAAUCGAUAUCAGCAACCAAGUCUGACGACCGAAACUUGAACAGCCCGAUUGUUGAACUUGGUUAUGAGGACUUAAUAGGACAAAAUGCAUGCGAAAAUUUUGUAAUAAUUUCACCAGAAAAAUCUGAAUUUGAUAGCAAUCCAUUAAAACUUGGCCAGCUGCCCAAUAAUCCUGCUACAAAGGAAGACAAGGAUUCACUGCUAAUACAGAAAGACGAUUUAAACUCUUCUCUGUUAACUGACACUCUUUGCUCGAUGUCAGUAGAAACAAGGUCGCUGUUCACAAGACCACAGGCUAUAGAUGCAGUGAGUCAUGGAGCGGCCUACAAGGAUGAGGCGUUAGGGUCUGAGACGAUAGGACCCGGGACGGCUAAUAUAGAAAAGAAAAAGCGAAGACCACCUCCAAGACCGCCAUUGCCAACCGCACGGCCUGGAUCGAUCAAAGGUCCGUCUGUGACUGCUUUCCCUCCUCGAAAUAUCCCUAAUCCUAGGCCAAUUCCACCAAGAAACAUUCCGAAAUUGACUUCUUCCUCAUACGCCGACUUGAAACGUGACGCACAACGUCGAGCUACAGGAUCAAAGCAAACAUGUGUUGACAGCGAUCCAUUUGCAGACCUCUUGAACGAGACUCGGAAUGGUAUAGCCCAGAGUAUUAGUAAAAAAUAGAUCUUAGAAUUGUAAAUGAUUAUAUGAAUUAAAUAAGUUAAAAUAUUCGAGUGUUAAUUAUUAUAAUUAGAACAAUUAGAUUUGGAAUUCUUUUUGUUGUUUUACGGUUUUUCAUUUGCCUCGCAUAUGAAAAUUGAAUUUCUUUUAUUUGUUUAAAAUUUUAAAAUUCCCCAAACGGAAUUGUGUAUACCUUUAUUUUAACUACUGUUGGUUUUCCGAAAGUCUAGAGUCCAGAAAAGGCAGUGAGUAGCAUAGCAGUUAUUUUGGGAUAUAUGUUCGAAAUCUUUAAAUUCUGAUCAAAGAUAUUGUGACGUCAUGACUUCGCCGCUCUUUAGACAAGUCGGGAGAGAGGGAGACAGAAAUUUUAAAGCUGGCAAAAAUUGCUCCAUAAUAGCCUUUUCAAAGGGAAAUCGAUGGUCUAUUGAAUUUAAUCAUGUAAGGUCACUUGAGCUGGAGGGGCAAUUGCACCUAAGUUAGUACGUUAAAAAGCCCUGAAUUGCUCGUCAUAGAGGAUAUGGUCUGAGGCGCUUUUAAGAAAGAAGAAUAUUUUUAUGCAAGAACCUUGUGACGAUCAGCGGCCUCCUGCCGAGAUGGUCUUG